GGAAUGUUUGCGAAUGAGAAAAACCAGUUUAGCUGCAGCAGCGCUCGUGUUAAAUUCAAAAUAUUCUAAUUCCAAAAUGUUUUACGCAAAAAUAAAUUGUGUUGCGCUUAGCGAAUGCGCUGGCCUCACAAAGAGCUUUACGGCGAUCAGCAAGCGUUUGCUGGCAACAAAACAGCUUGAGGACCCUGUUUGCCCGGCACAACCAACUAUUACCUUGGAACAGCCUGCAGAUGCUAGCCUUGAGUGGCAACGAGCACGUCCAUACAGCGAAUUACCACAAGAUAGCGUUUUCAGACUGUUAACUAAGUUUUUACCUGGUGGCCGUUACAAAAAUUUAGAUUCCAACGCCUUGGAAAUGGCAAUGAAAGAGGAUCACGGUGAUAUAUUUGUAGUGCCCGCGUUUAUGGGUCGACCCAGCACCGUGGUGAUACAUAAUCCAGAAGAUUUCGCACGCGUAUUUCGAAAUGAGGGCGUGUCGCCGAUAAGACCAUUUGCAACAUUACGUUAUUAUCGCAGUAAAUUGCAGGCAGAUUUCUUUAAGCAAGUCGAAGGGGUGUUAACGACACAAGGUGAGCGUUGGAGCACAUUCCGCUCGGCCGUGAAUCCAUUACUAAUGCAGCCGAAGAAUGUGCAAAUGUACCUCGGCAAAAUGGCGCAAGUGAACCAAGAAUUUGUCGAAAGAAUCCGUGCAAUACGCGAUCGCAACACUCAAGAGAUGCCGAACAAUUUUGAAGAUUAUCUGCAGUGUUGGCUGCUAGAGUCUCUCUCCAUUGUCACAUUGGGGAAACAACUCGGUUUGCUGCGUGAUCACAGUGAAAAUUACGAAGACGCGCUGAAAUUAUUGGCCGCCUUAAACACCAUAUUUACAGUCGGCUUUGACUUGGAGUGGAAACCCUCACUGUGGCGUCGUGUGCGCACACCAAAGUUCAGACGUUAUUUACAGGCGUUAGACGACAUGCAAACGGUCACAUUGAAAUAUGUAGACGAAGCAAUCGCCAAUAUGGAGGCCGAAAAGAAACUGGGUAUCGUGAGGCCGGAGAAUGAAAUGAGCGCAUUUGAGAGACUAUUGAAGAUCGACAAGAAAAUAGCGACAGUGAUGUGCUUAGAUCUAUUCCUAGCCGGCAUUAAUACGACAACCUCAUUCGCGACAGCGAUUUUACUUUGUCUGGCGAAAAAUCCCGAAAAGCAACAAAUUCUACGGAAGGAAUUGAUGCGUGUGUUGCCGCAGAAAGACGGCGAUUUCACAGCCGAUGCGUUGAACAACAUACCCUAUCUGCGCGCCUGCAUCAAAGAAGCCAUACGUAUUUAUCCUCUGACUGUCGGCAUCGUACGCGUGACGCAAAGUGAUCUGGUUCUCAGUGGUUAUAGAGUGCCUAAAGGCAGUGUAGUGAAUAUGGUAUUCACAUCGUUAUUCACGAAUGAAAACUACUUUGCACGCCCAAAAGAAUAUUUACCCGAACGUUGGCUACGCUCGGCUGCAAUGGAAGAAGGCGGAGAGCAGCAGUCUGGCGUAGUGUGUUCGAAAUCGUUGCGUCCGAGUAAUCCUUUUGUAUAUUUACCGUUCGGUUUUGGUCCGAGGGUUUGUUUAGGCCGCAGAGUAAGUGAGUUGGAAAUAGAGUUGGGUAUUGCCAGAUUGGUUAGAAAUUUCCAAAUUGAGUUUAAUCAUCCAAUCGAUAAACCAUUUAAAAGUUUGUUUGUUAACAUGCCAAAUAUACCGUUAAAAUUUAAAUUUACGGACAUUGAAUAGAUUCUAUAAACAAUAUUUUAUUAUUUUAUAUCAAAAAAGUGGUUUAAUGUAAAAAAUUGUACAAAAUGGUGGUUUUAAGAGGUUUAUAUUAGAGACUAAAGUUGAUUUUU
Molecule: messenger RNA, 1857 nt
Organism: Bactrocera latifrons
Lineage: Eukaryota; Metazoa; Arthropoda; Insecta; Diptera; Tephritidae
Product: probable cytochrome P450 12a5, mitochondrial
Exons: 5
Coding region: 14-1747 (577 amino acids)
Molecular function (GO): heme binding; iron ion binding; monooxygenase activity
Source: RefSeq, a predicted model, not a curated record